Molecule: messenger RNA, 1087 nt
Organism: Ceutorhynchus assimilis (cabbage seed weevil)
Lineage: Eukaryota; Metazoa; Arthropoda; Insecta; Coleoptera; Curculionidae
Source: the annotation of a GenBank genome assembly
GGCACACAGAGGCGAUCUUUAUAUACACCGGGAGUAGCGCGAACGAGACGGAGUUUCCAGUCCGGGUUUCGACGUCGCAGACCAAAUAUGUCGGAGUUUUCUUCCGUAAUCGAUUUGAACGUUGGCGGAGUUAUUUAUACGACAACUUUAAAAACUCUGAUCAGCCAUCCGAACUCGAAACUCUACGGGAUUUUCACCGGAGCCGAACCCGUCGAGAAAGAUUCGAAAGGUCGGUUUUUUUUGGACAGGGAUGGCGUCUUGUUUAGAUACGUAUUGGAUUUCCUGAGAGACGGGACAAUCAUUCUACCAUAUUGCUUUCGAGAGAAAGAAAGACUGAAAAAUGAAGCGGAAAAACUUUUGCUUCAAGGUUUAGUUGAAGCAAUCACCAGCGAAAAUCGUAUAAAACCACCAGGUGUGAUAACUUUGGGCUACAGAGGCAGCUUCCAGUUCGGCAAAGACGGCUUGGCCGACGUGAAAUUUCGAAAACUGUCCAGAAUUUUGGUGAGCGGACGCGUCGCCCUUUGUCGCGAAGUAUUCGGCGAAACUUUAAACGAGAGCCGAGACCCGGACCACGGACAAUCCGAACGGUACACUUCCAGGUUCUUCCUGAAACAUUCGUUUUUGGAACAGGCUUUCGAUAUGCUUGUGGAACAGGGAUUCAAAUUGGUUGGUAGUUGCGGUUCAGGUACCGCAGGUGGUUCGUCCGAUUUGAAACCAGGCGUUGACGCCGAAGAGAAUCGAUGGAAUCAUUACAAUGAAUUUGUCUUCGUUAGAGAAUAAAUAAUCGAAUAUCAUUCUAAAUCAAAUAUUUUCUAUAAACGAAUUUAAUAUUGUCUCCCUUUUUAUCUUUUAAUGUAGCCAUAUUGAAAACUUUACACUGUUAUAUUCAGAUUAGGGUGGCGAGGCGAUAAUAUUGAUCAUAUAAUGAAAUAUGCACCUUGCCAUUUUACGUGAAUAAACAGUAUUUUUAACAAGAAAAACAAAGAUAUCUUUUUAGAAGAAGAUAAUGUAGUAUAAUGAACACCAUCGAAACAUGUUAUAAUUAUCAUACAGUAUUAAAUAGGUAAGUAGUGUCUAAAAAACCUAU